Racocetra persica is the source of this 231-nucleotide messenger RNA. The record is from the annotation of a GenBank genome assembly. Lineage: Eukaryota; Fungi; Glomeromycota; Glomeromycetes; Diversisporales; Gigasporaceae.
AUGGAAACAACUAAAAACAAACCAGAAGCUACAAAUAUAUCUACAAAUAAUGAUUUAGCAACAGACAUGGAAACAGAUUUCAUAUCUCACAAGGAAAUAAACAACAAUGACAAAAAAGAAUUCAUUCUAGUUACUUCAAGGAAAGAAAAAUAUAAAAACAAGACCAAGAAAGGAGGCUAUUCUCCAUUUACUAUAGUUAACAAAACAGAAAGGAGAACAACCCUCAAAGGG